AAAUAAACAAAGCAAAAACAUUUCAACAAACGUAAACGUUUUUUAUUAAAAUUAAAUAAAUUCCACAAUUUAUUGAACAAAAACUUCAAAAUUAAACAAUGUCACGCAACAAUCGCAUGCACCCUCGGAAUGUAUUUAUCCACGCACCAGAUUACACCGACUUGGCUAUAAAAUAUUCGAAUUUUCGUAGAGUUUGUAAGCUGGCUCUCAAUGGCAAAGUAAUCAUCGAUCUUAAAAGCGAAAAGACUCUCCGCGCAUUGACUGCAACAUUGCUUCAGCAUUACUUUGAUUUGAAAGUAGAAUUUGCUCCAAAUAGCUUAAUUCCCACUUUACCUUUGCGUCUGAAUUAUAUUCUUUGGAUUGAAGACAUUCUUGAGACGUUGAAACUAAACGAUAUCCAUGGAAUUGACAUUGGUUGUGGAUCAUCUUGUAUCUACACUCUUUUAGCAGCAAAGAAAAACAACUGGAAAAUGAGUGCGUUGGAAGCCAAUGCCACAAACAUAGAAUUUGCAACUGAAAAUGUAAAGAACAACAAUUUAGAGGAUUUGAUACGGAUAGUUCCUCAAUCUGACAAAAAUGUUAUAUUGACUGAUUUUCUCGAGGCAAACCCAGAAAAGACAUUCGACUUUUGCUUAUGCAAUCCGCCAUUCUUUGAUAGUAAUGAAAGGAACGCCAAACCAGAUCGAAAUCCAGAAAAACGUAAAGAACCGAAGAACUGCCAAACAGGAAAUGCUGACGAACUUUAUUGUGAAGGAGGUGAAGUCGCUUUUGUAGAGAGAAUCGUCAAUGAGAGUAAAAAAUUUCCAGAACGAAUUAAGGUCUUUAGCACAAUGUUGGGACACAAAAGUAGUGUUGGAACAAUUUCUGAUUACUUGAGAAGUAAAGAUAUUUUGAAUUUUAUAUCGACAGAGUUUUGUCAAGGUAAUACUACGAGAUGGGGUAUUGCGUGGUCUCUGAUUGAAGAAACUAGAAACUUAUCGAAAGUUAAUUAGACCAGUAAAUAGAUUAAAAUUAACUGCUAGUAUGACACACUAUGUACC
Messenger RNA from Episyrphus balteatus (marmalade hoverfly), 1040 nucleotides. Its product is annotated as U6 small nuclear RNA (adenine-(43)-N(6))-methyltransferase. Gene Ontology annotation, biological process: rRNA base methylation. The record is from RefSeq and is a predicted model, not a curated record. Gene Ontology annotation, cellular component: nucleus. Bases 99 to 992 code for a protein of 297 amino acids. The transcript has 3 exons. Gene Ontology annotation, molecular function: nucleic acid binding; 23S rRNA (adenine(1618)-N(6))-methyltransferase activity. Lineage: Eukaryota; Metazoa; Arthropoda; Insecta; Diptera; Syrphidae.